AUGGAGAGCCUCCACACCUCCCAGAGUUUCCGUUUUGGGGUUCCGGCUGUUACGCUGCGCUGCGGCCUUGCGGGAGAGAUGUGGCGUUGCCCGCCUUGGCCUAGCGUCUCAUUCUUCUUCCUGGUCCCUGGAAACGGUCGGCACACUGGAAACGGCGAGACAGCACAAGUGCAAGGCAAGGUUGCAAGGUACCGGGCUGUCCACUUCCGUUUAUUUCUUUUCCCUCCACCACCGCACUUCUUAGCGCCCCAUCGUGACGUGCCGCCCAUCGUGGGGUCAGAGGAGAAAAAACAAGAAGAAGCGCCGGGACUUUCUGCGCUGCCGAGAUCUAGGAUCUCUUCUAUGCUACUCUACUUCCCGCCACCGCUAGCUGCAUGCAAUUUCAAAGAAGAACGAGACAACGUUGUGGCUGCGUUGCGUUGUGCCAACGAUCAAACUUCGGUAGCCCGCCGUUUCCUCUGCCUUUCACGAUGA
Messenger RNA from Beauveria bassiana ARSEF 2860, 474 nucleotides. RefSeq lists its product as uncharacterized. The record is from RefSeq and is a predicted model, not a curated record. Bases 1 to 474 code for a protein of 157 amino acids. Lineage: Eukaryota; Fungi; Ascomycota; Sordariomycetes; Hypocreales; Cordycipitaceae. The transcript has 2 exons.